This is a messenger RNA of Ostreobium quekettii, 798 nucleotides long. The record is from the annotation of a GenBank genome assembly. NCBI's taxonomy places the organism in Eukaryota, Viridiplantae, Chlorophyta, Ulvophyceae, Bryopsidales, Ostreobiaceae.
AUGAGUACCAUCGUGGGGUGCCCAAAGGGCCUGGGGAUCCGGUUGGGGUCCAGGACACACGGCCUGCGGGGCGCCAGCAACGGGUCCCGCGCCGUGAUGGCCGCCGACAGACCGUCCUGGUGCCCCGGAUCGACGCCGCCGGCGCAUCUGGACGGAUCGAUGACGGGGGACUUCGGGUACGACCCCCUGGGGCUGGGCGCCAAUCCCGAGGCCAUGAAGUGGUUCAGGGAGGCGGAACUGCAGCACGCGCGGUGGGCGAUGCUGGGCACGGCAGGGAUCCUCGCGCAGGAAGUCACGAACCCAGAUGUCUUUUGGUACGAGGCUGCAGUCAAGGCCGACCUGCCAUUCAACCCUCUGGGCCUGGUGGCCUGCCAGGCAUUCGCCAUGCAUUAUGUGGAGGUUCGGCGGUGGCAGGACCUGAGGAAGCCAGGGUCUGUAAACCAGGAUCCUGUGUUUAGCAACUUCAGCCUUCCCGAUCAUGAGCCGGGCUACCCUGGUGGGAUCUUUGCCCCCUUCGUCCCCGGUGACAUCGAGGAGCUCAAGCUGAAGGAGCUCAAGAACGGCCGGCUAGCCAUGGUGGCUUUCAUCGGAUUUGUGAUGUCUGCUCAGGUUACGGGUUUGAACCCACUGGCUGCGUUGAAGAGCCACCUGGACGACCCCCUGGGCUCCACCAUCUUCUCCAAGUCUGUUGUCACGCCCACUGCCUACUACGGCCCAGGCUGCGCCAUAGCCGACUCUGUCAAGUUCUAUGGCAUUGAGAUCCCCACCCCUUGCUUCCUGGACGGCCUGUGGCCCUGA